AAACAUAGUGCGCUGCCAACGUAAUCAGACGGUUUUCUUCAGCGAAUAAUAUUUCAAUGAUUUUUACCAGUUUCUUAAUAACAAUAAAUACGAUUGCAUCUACAUUUAAUGCAGUGUGUUGUGAUAGAUUAUGAUUAGGGAUACAUGAACGUGCUCGUAAAAACGCGACGGAAGCAUCGUCGCAAUUUAUUAAUCAUACGAUAAACGUGUCUUAAAAACGUCCCAAGAACGUAGGAAAUGUCCCUUUAGAAAUGUGACAUCGGCUUAUGUAUUAUGUAAAGAAUAUAAAUAAAUAAUGUGGGCACUGGGCUGUAACCUACUCUACCGGAGAACUGGAAUAACACAAUGCACUUCUCCUCCGUGCACGGUGAUUAUUUCAGCAGGGCGAAAUGUCUUCCAAUAACAACAUGAUGUCCAAGAAGAUCCGGACGGAGUACAUGAAGAAGUUCAGAGAUCCCAAGUGGGAGACGUUCUCCAAAUCUUACGAGGACUCUGUGAAAUACAGACUGACGCGGAGGCUGAUGGAGCAGACACACAGACCGUUAUUUGCGGACGGAUGGGACAGCGGGUCUGACUCAAGCGGAAGGUCCAGUCCCAAACAGCAGGAGGGGAACGUCUCAAAUGCCAAACACUACAUAUCCUCAUCAGAGUCCAAGAACGAGAACGCAGAGGUUCUGAACUCCUCGAAGCCACAGGUGAAUGGAGAAGUUCACACGGAUACUAGUGCAACCGAGGAAAGCUCACUUCCCUUGGAGAAUGGUUACAAAGAUGUGACUCCUAACGGGCCAUCAGAAUCUAAUCCAAAACGGCGACAGAGACGUCGGGCGCCCCGUUCAGAGCCAUGCUACCCUAAUAAGGAGUUGGAUAGUGAUAAAUCUCAACUAUCCGUAUCAAGAAAACCAUCCAGGGCCAAGAGCCAACCACCGGGCAACACCAAGGAGCAGACGUCCAACCGUGAGAACAGACGGUCUUUUAUCCGUUGUGACUGGGCAGAAAGGCACAUUGAGACCAGGGACAGAAGGACACCAAAUAUGAGAGCGUCUAUGUCCGCUGGAGAGAUUCAUCGGGCCGACGUGGGCGUCCAGACACGAAGAGAGGCUAAAAAAGGUGGAAGAUCAUCAGACCACCGGCGGGCAAGGUCAGCUGACCCGGAGAAGUCUCGGAGAUCAGCACUGAGUGUGGCGGACGAGCGCUGGAUGACGGAGUACAUGCGCUGCUUCUCUGCUCGACUGAGGUAGAGGCUGACCCAGGAGCUGGAUUUGAUACGAGGCUCCAAGAAAAAGAUCCCAAACCAGCACUACAGGACCAUUAGAGAAGGCACUGGACAAUUGACAACAAAAACUGAAUAAAAAGUUAAACGCAUUCCUUUAAAUUCGAUAUGAAAUGCAGUUAUUCAUAAAAUAUUAAAAUAAGUCAUAUUUUUUUGAUGCUGGCUACAAUCACUUUGUUAUGAAUGCAUUUAAGGACCAAACAUUUGAAUAUUACACCAAAACACAUUUGGAAUCACAAAUACUUAGUUUUAAUAUUUUCUGUUGGAAUUUAAUGGUCAUUUUAUUUUCAGUGUUUGGUGGUUAUUAGAAGGUUUCAGAUCUUCUGUUCUGACUUUUAACACGGGCUGCUGGGAUUUAACAAUCAAAAUUCAUUUCUGAGAGGACCAAACAGUUAUUGUUUCUGACUCGGAUGAUUGUUUAUUCUAUCUUUCCAGAAUGUUACUCUAGACGCUCCAGCCUGCCUGUCAUUAUAAUGCCAGCUGUAAAACUCACUGUUCUUUUGAAUGUGAUUGACUGAUGUUUGGUUUGUUUUAAUUGAUCACAUGGUCAAUGGAUUUGUGUUUGAGAGGCCGUGUUAGAAGUGCAGUGCUGUGCAAGUCGUGAAAUGUUUUCUAAAAAAGUGUAUUUUCCUCACCGAUCACCAAUAGUCAUCAUUUUAAUCACUUUUUGCACAAAGAUGUCAAGUAAUUAAUAUUUUUAGAUGGAAAAAUAAUUGAGGGCUAGUCGAAGGCCAUCAUUUGAUUCUUGUGAAUGUGAUCAUUCAUUAUGCAUUGAGUUAUUUAUCAGAGCACAGAUUUGGUAUGAAAAUUCAUAUUUGCUCACAUGUAUAUAUUUUGCUUUUCUGUGAUAUUUACAAUGCAUCAGCACUGAUCGUGUCAUAGACACUUUGAAUGAGCCGUGACGCUUUACUUGAACCUACAUGGUUCGCUGGGGGACAUUUCCUCUGCUCUUUAUCUUAAUAACUGAUUGCCUGUUAUCUGGACUUAUUUAUUUAUUCAUUCAGUUAUUCACUUGCUUAUGAUUUCAUAAAAGGAAACUCAUUCUGUUUAAGGCUUUUGACGCUGAUGUUCUUGAAUGAAGCAUAUGAAAUAUGCUAACUUGUUGAAUUUCUUCAGCAAUGUUUACAUUUUGACCACUGUAUUUGUACAUGAGAACAUGCACAGGUAGAUAUAUUUUCAUCUGCAGAACAGAAAUACUCCUAAUGCAUUGCAGUGAAUAAACUAUGUUUGAGUAACAUCAUGUCUCUUCAAUAUUAUGUUCAUAAAUCACAAUAUCACACAAAGCAAUAUGUUAAACAUCAGUGUAACUUACUUUAAAGGUAUGAAUAAACAUCUUUUAUGUUUUUUAAUGACAUUUACAUCCAUAAUAC
Messenger RNA from Onychostoma macrolepis, 2640 nucleotides. RefSeq names its product centriole, cilia and spindle-associated protein a (gene ccsapa). The transcript is spliced from 4 exons. Gene Ontology annotation, biological process: regulation of mitotic spindle assembly. Gene Ontology annotation, cellular component: centriole; cytoskeleton; ciliary basal body. The record is from RefSeq and is a predicted model, not a curated record. NCBI's taxonomy places the organism in Eukaryota, Metazoa, Chordata, Actinopteri, Cypriniformes, Cyprinidae. Gene Ontology annotation, molecular function: microtubule binding. The coding region runs from base 390 to 1238 and encodes 282 amino acids.